Pipistrellus nathusii (Nathusius's pipistrelle) is the source of this 894-nucleotide messenger RNA. The record is from the annotation of a GenBank genome assembly. Lineage: Eukaryota; Metazoa; Chordata; Mammalia; Chiroptera; Vespertilionidae.
AUGGAGCGGCUGACGCUGCCCGCGGGCGGCGCGGCGGCCGCGGAGGACUACCUGGAGUACCGGAGGAUUGUGGGUGAGGACGAUGGAGGGAAACUCUUUACUCCGGAAGAGUAUGAGGAAUACAAGAGCCGAGUUUUACCCAUGCGCUUGCAGAACAGAUUGUUUGUGAGCUGGCGAUCCCCCACGGGGAUGGACUGUAAGCUCGUGGGCCCAGAGACGCUGUGCUUUUGCACACACAGGUACAAACAGCAUAAAACUGACUUUGAGACGGUCCCGCAGCAGCGCCCCAUCAGCUUGCCUUGCCGGGUGCCCGGCUGCCCGUGCAGGGCGUACCUGUACGUGCCCUUGAACGGCACGCAGCCCGUCCGCUGCCGGUGCAAGCACUUCGCCGACCAGCACAGCGCCAAGCCCGGCUUCCUGUGCAGCGCCUGCUCCAAGUGUUCGGGAUUCCACAGUUGCUUCACCUGUGCUUGUGGCCAGCCUGCGUAUGCCCAUGACACAGUGGUGGAAACGAAGCAAGAGAGGCUGGCUCAAGGAAAACCCGUGGGCCGGGACGUUCCCUAUGCGGCCAUGGGGGGCCUCACCGGCUUCAGCUCCCUGGCAGAAGGCUACAUGCGCUUAGAUGACAGCGGAGUGGGUGCACCCUCGCCUGAGCUGUUAGACUCUCCAGGGACAGCCAUGGACCACCCAUUGCUAAAGGCAUUUCAAGCAUCAGCUACUGCCCCAGAAGCACUCACAGAUGUAGGUACAAGUAGUCAAGUUUCUUCCUUAAGAAGGCCAGAGGAGGAUGACAUGGCUUUCUUUGAAAGACGAUACCAGGAAAGGAUAAAAAUGGAAAAGGCUGCUAAGCAUAAAGGAAAAGCACCAGUGCCAUCAAAAACAAAACCUUCAUGA